ACACACACACACACACACACACACACACACACACACACAGGAUGGCAAAGCACCAAGGCUGAGAUCUAUAGACCAGUUUAACUUUAGGUCAAGGUUUGUGUGCGUUCAUGCGUACGCAUGCGUGUGUAUGUGUUUCCAUUAGAUUGACAGAGGGAGGUGGAAGUGAUACAGUUGUUCAUUGAUAACUGGAGCUUGUUCUCACAUUGGAGGGUCGGGCCCUCAUUACGCACUGGCUCAAUGUCAGGGAGCACAGCUGCUGGGUUUGGCUGGUGCUGCCUGUACAGGCUGCACAAAACCAGCUGUGCAAACAAACACACACACGGAAACUGUAAAGGCAGUAAGGGGAACGGAGUGGUAACAGACGGGCCACGGAGGUUCAGGUAGACUUGAAAGCAAACAUGCGUAAACCCACACAGGUAUGCACGCCAAAGAUGUGAUUCUAGUUGGAGAGUGACAGGAGGAAGUGGUUGCCAGGGCUAUGCUAGUGAUAGGGGUGGGGUGGGAUUACGGCGCUGAUCAGUCGUGGGAUAAUGCUGACAUACAGAGAGCCCGUUUUGUCUCACAGUGUGACAGAGACCUGAACAGACUCGAUCACUAUCUUGCCGUCUCAAAUUAGGACACAUUUCAACUCCUUAAAGUGCUUCUUCUCUGAAUUCUCCACCGCUGUGCUGCUUUAUUAGGCCGCUGGGAAGAUUUAAGAAAGAUAGAAACCUUUGCCGAGGCUUGCCCCAACUUCUUUAUCGUCUGGGCAUUAGCCAUCUGCUGGCACAUGUGCAGGAGUGCUUUGGGGGAGGUGAGCCAUGAGUGCCUGUGUUUGUGUAGUAGCCACUAAGGCAGACAGGAACUCUAAAAUUAGGCCCAGGCCAUUCUAACUGGAACAUUUCUGGCCUUAUCGUGUCAAGAGAUGGCUAUUACCCAAGCCGACUGUUGUCUGAGCGAUACGGCAGGUCUGGUUGGUUUUUCUUUCUUUCUUUUUUUUUUUUUGUUUGUUUUGCCUGUUUAGUGUCUCUAGGCAGCCAGAGCUCAGCAGACUUUUCCAUGACAUUGAGACAAUUUGAUUCUGUUUUGAUUUGACCAUCAUGUCCAAUAAAGAGCACAUUGUGCAGGAUGUGUUCGUUAGUCACAGAGGACAGAAAUGGUCUCCAGAGUGAAGGUAGCAACACAAGAGCCAAGGGCUGAUUGCAGAUGUAAGUGGAUCGUCUCCAGAAACAGAAAUUCUCACUCAUGCUCUAAAGAAGGAUACUGCUGAGUCCACUUUGUGCACUUACACAGGACUUGUGCUCCCCCCCACUAUUGCCGUGCGCCAUAAUCCAAAUGACAAAACAACCUAUUGUUUGUUCUAACCUGUCUGCCCAUCUCCUUGGGGAAGGAAUGGCAAGGCGUGCACUUUUUACAGCUUCCUAGUGCCCCUGAUUGGACUCAGAAAGAAGGAAAGUGGGGGCAGUAAAAAUAGUUUGACACCCUCAAGGUCCAGCCAGCAAUCUCCUCUUCUCUCUUAGCCCAUAAAACUCUUUGAAUUCUCUCCUAAACCCCCCCACCCACCCCCUAUUUCUCUCUCUCUAAUUCUUCACCAGACUCUCACUUGCAGCUUUGCUUCAGAUCAAGGUUGUUAUGUUUGCCGCUCGUGGUGUCUCCCUAUUAUUUUCAGUUGCAUAACUCUUUCUGCAAGGCCCCUGCGUCUGAAUGCAGCUUUGAUCAGGUCCGUGCAUCGGUUUGGAGUGGGCACUUCACGCACCCCCACUUUGAAGCCCGAGCGACGAAUCUGAGACUGGGUCCUCAGCGUCAACUUAGGGGAUCGAGGCACAAUCUCAUUCUCUCUGGCUUUCCAGUGCCAAAGUACUUUUCCAUGUUCUCAGGAGUGUGGCGCUUGUUGAUGCUGGAACAAGAACAGCCACUUGAACUGGUGUGUGUUGAUGUGGGCUGAAACCUGCGUGUGUGUGCGUGCCUCUCGUCCCUCUCCCUCUUUAACUUACCACUCUUACUUCUGCUGUUGUGGUACCAGCCGUCAAGUGUAUGUCCUGGCUCUUAUAUUUUGACUUUCAUGUGAGAGUGACAUAUUACAUAUUAUUACUGGGAAUAAAAACCAGUCCUAAUUUUUCCACUAAUGCAGUGUAACACACUCAAUUCUCCAACUGUGUACUCAGAGGAGUCCGCUGUUCCAAUAUCACCUUCUCCUGUGAAAAUUGCCACAUGUAUUUACUCUUAGCCACUUGGAUAUAUUCAGUUCUUUUUUUUUUUUUUUUUUUUUUGACUUAAUGGAGUUCCUCUUUUCGCUACAAAUAAAAAGCUGUGGGAAAAGGACUGUAUGUCAGCCUAAUCUUGUAUUCUCCCCUCUCUUAAUAAGUAAUGAUCAGCAGUCUGUUAUCUCUCAGCUUGUUUUAUGCAAUCAUGGGGUAUUACCCAGGGAUGAAUGCUCCCUCUUCAGAGAGGAAAACAGAGCCUGGAAAAUUAGCAUUUUCUGACAACCAUUACUCACUGGGCUAAUCCUGUCAAGGAAUGUGUGGCUGCGCUAUCAAUGCAGGCGAGGGGUCGCCAUGGCCCAGGCCUGCACAUCGGCUCUUAUCAGGCAGGGUAAACACACUAGGGGCCUGCAUUAAAUAAGUGUCACAGUCACUGGAGGCGGAGCAAGCCGAGCCCCCCUGCCAGUGUGCAGAUAAUCCCUUUAAAAAAAAAACAAAAAAAAAAAACAUGCUGGUCAGACCCAGCUGUGGCCUGUGGCUCAGGUGUAGGGAAAGUGGGGGAGGAGAGGUAUUGUCUCGGCUGUGGUGUAGGUUACAAUACAAGCCACUCAGGGUUUUUUGGCCGUGCUUGUGUUUGCGCAGAUACAUUUCACAAGAUCGGGUAUCAGAUGUUCACUGUCCACCCAGGCAGUUUUGGAAAAGCUUUGCGUCCACAUCGAGAUACCAAAACAGCUCGGAAAGUGUCCUCCUAUGUUCUCGACUUUGUCAGGGACGUCCCACUGAGUUAUGAAACAGGCAGAAUUUGCUCUGUGUGUUUCGAACGUUACAUUUCUGCUUUUACAUUGUUAAGGUUAAAAAAAAACCCCACACAGUUUUGUAUGUUGGUGCCUGGCCUUAAUCUCUACUAUUAUGCAUGCACAGACAAUUUGGGCAAGCAGCUGUCCUCCAGAUCACAUGACAAUCACAAAAUUACAGGCUGGGAUUUCUGAAGCACAUAAGGGGAAAAAGGCAAAACAUGAGAAGUUUGGAUGCACUCACGGGGCUACAAACUUCAUUGCCACUAUAUUUUAUCAGCACUGAUAUUAGCGUCAGCUGACUGUUAAAACUGCUUUUAUAGUGUGAGUUUUUGCUAUGCCUCAUGGAUGACACAGCUGCAGGGUUUGCUUAAUAAGCUGGAACAAUGUUACCUGGAAUGUUGCGGUAUAAAGGCAGCAACUCCGAAAACAACUUCCUGGACUUCUUCUAGCUGUAACUAAACUGUGAGGGAGGAAAGAAAAAGUUAGGCGCCCUGCUACUAUGACUGGGUGACUUUGGCACUUUUUAUCCUUGUGUGUGCUGUGUGAACCGAGGCGCCUCUCUGGGCAGCACCAGAGGAAAAGUGUAAUAGUGUUACACUGGGUAUACAAGGUGGGAAACCUUGAAUAAUGUGGGGAUGAGAGCAAGCCAGAGAUCCGAGUCAGCCAGUGGGUCACCAGAAGGUGAGGCUGCCUACUUGCCUGGGUUCAGGAAAAGUUCAGCCGCAUAGCAUUAGGCAAAUUAGGGAGACCGCGGCCGGGGGAGAAGAAAAUCGGGAGGGUUAGGGACUGAUGAGGGGAAAGGGUCAAAUUAGUUGGAAGGAGGAGCCCAGUAAAGAGUGAGAACAUAAACGGGGAAUUCCAGGAAAAAAAGAAACAAGAGAGUUAGAUUGUGUUAUAGCAGCCGCUGUGUGCACAAUCACUCUGUAAAGACACGCAAGACUAAUUACUGAGCUUAUAUAACUUAAUCAUGUCCUCAAAUACUUUCCUAUUUAAAGCCCUCGCUGCUCAGUUUGACGCCGGCCGGCGGGCUCACCCCCCAAAAAGAAACACUCCCGCAGUGCCCGUGUUUCGGGAGAGGGAGAUCCGUGGUGACGUCCCUGAAGGGGUUAAAGAAGGGGCGGAGCAACGCAUGAAAGGCACCGAGGGGAAGCAGGAGAGAGAGGGGGGGGGAAGGAGAGAGAGAAAGAGCCGAGUGGAGGUGGAGCCAAAGCUCUCAGCUGCUGUGCCUUGUCACAUUUCUGCAGAACAUGAUAGCCGCACGGUUUGGUGUGGGAAUGGUUUUAGGCUUCUCUUCCCCGAAUACAAAACAAGGCGGCGCUGCGCGUUUUAACGGGAGCCUGGAUGUUGGAGAGCAGGGUCUGACGGAGGGAAGCGGCCGCUCGUUGUAGUGCAACAGAGUCUGCGAGGCUGGGGGGGAGGAGGAGGAGGGGGGACUGGUUCGUUUUACAGAGCUGACAGGAGUCCACCCACGACGGGCGCAAACGGGACAACCGACCGUAACCCAAAAGGACAAACUGCAACUCUGCGGAAUUCCCUCUCCUAAUAUUUGCGCCUGCAACACAUUCCCAAAUCUCCCUGCGCUGUCCACGCAGACUUUGGAGAUUUGUGUUGUAUUUAUUUAAAGAUUUGUUUGCACUGGGGGUUGGAUUUAUUCUUUGUCGUGUGGAUACAGCCUCAUAUGUUGCUCUGUUUGAGCAGCGCCGUAAAGACAGACACCUUCUGUUGAAGUUAUUCGGCUCGUCCCCGAUUUUCUUCUUCUUCUUUUUUCCUUUUAUUGUAUUUCUGUUGUCGAGUUUCUUACCUCGGACACAACGCAGACUGCUCUUUGAGAUUAUGUUUUCAUAUCCGAUCAGGCGCAUUCGGACACCGAUUCAUCCAUCGGUCUGGUUUUCGAUCUUCACAUUGCCGUGAGAAGAUGCCAAAUGUUCCGAUGUCCCUGCUGUGUUUGGAUUUACCACUUUCCCCUCGAUUUUAAUGCAGUUUCCCCCCCUCCGUUCGGCACCGCUGCUGGUGGCGAGCUGAAAACCAACCCCUCACAAACAAUUCGGGUAUUUUGUUUUUGUUUUUUGCCCUCUUGCUAAUAUUUCCCCCCUGCCGUCGCCCUGCUUCAUAUGAUGUAUGAGAGUGUGGACGUUGUGGGACUGAAUCCCAGCCCGAACCCGUUUUUAAUGAUGGAUUACUACAACCAGAGCAGAGGAUGCUUGAUCCCGGAGAAAGGACUGAUGCCCGGGGCGCCCCAUCCGUACAGCACGUCCAUCAGGAACCAGCACUGGAACGGCUCCAAUCACUCAAUAGAGACCCAGAGUACCAGCUCAGAGGAGAUAGUGCCAAGCCCGCCCUCGCCUCCCCCUCCACCCCGCGUCUACAAGCCCUGCUUUGUGUGCCAGGACAAGUCCUCAGGGUACCACUAUGGUGUCAGCGCCUGUGAGGGUUGCAAGGGCUUCUUUCGGCGAAGCAUUCAGAAAAACAUGGUGUACACUUGUCACCGGGAGAAGAACUGCAUCAUCAACAAAGUCACCCGCAACCGCUGCCAGUACUGUCGGUUGCAGAAGUGCCUGGAAGUCGGGAUGUCGAAGGAGUCGGUGAGGAACGACCGGAACAAGAAGAAAAAGGAUGAAAAGAAGCAGGAGUGCACAGAGAGCUACGUGCUGAGUCCUGACACGGAGCAGAUGAUCGACAGGGUUCGCAAGGCACACCAGGAUACUUUCCCCUCCCUCUGCCAGCUGGGCAAAUACACUACGACUAACAGCUCAGAACGACGUGUGUCCUUGGACGUAGACCUGUGGGACAAGUUCAGUGAGCUGUCCACUAAGUGCAUCAUCAAGACAGUGGAGUUUGCCAAGCAGCUGCCCGGCUUCACGACGCUCACCAUUGCCGACCAGAUCACUCUGCUCAAAGCUGCCUGUCUGGACAUCCUGAUACUGCGGAUCUGCACACGCUACACACCAGAGCAAGACACGAUGACUUUCUCAGAUGGACUUACGCUAAACCGAAACCAGAUGCACAACGCUGGCUUCGGUCCCCUCACUGAUCUGGUUUUUGCCUUCGCCAACCAGCUCCUUCCUCUGGAGAUGGAUGAUGCAGAGACGGGGCUGCUUAGUGCCAUCUGUUUGCUGUGUGGAGAUCGACAGGACUUGGAAGAGGCAGACAAGGUGGACAUCCUGCAGGAACCCCUUCUGGAGGCGCUGAAGAUUUAUGUAAGGAAGAGAAGGCCACACAAACCGCACAUGUUCCCCAAGAUGCUGAUGAAGAUCACUGAUCUUAGAAGCAUCAGUGCUAAAGGAGCUGAGCGUGUCAUCACGCUGAAGAUGGAGAUCCCCGGCUCCAUGCCACCUCUCAUCCAGGAGAUGCUGGAGAACUCAGAAGGUCUGGAAAGCGGAGCCGCAGGCGGACGACCCAGCGGCGCCCCCCCAGGCAGCUGCAGCCCCAGCCUGUCCCCCAGCUCUGCCCAAAGCAGUCCAGCUACACAAUCGCCGUAGUCACGGCCCACGUUUUCAUUUUCAUUUUUUCUUUGUGUUGCGCUCUGUCUCCUCCCAUUAAUGUUCUGAAGAGGAGGGGUGAAGGAGGUGGGUCUUCUUGACCCCUAACUGCUGAACACAGGAGACCAGCAGAGCCAACCACCUCCUCUCCGACAACAAAAAUCCCAAUUUCCUGAUCCGCUUUCCCCUCUCUCUGGAUUUCUAUCCAGACAUGAGGGGAGAUGAGGCUGGACAGGCCGGGGUAACCGGAUGCCUCCAACAUACCACACCGUAAAUACUGCUGAUGACUCUUCCUCCUUCUCCCUCCCUUCUCCACCUUUUUUUUUUCUUUUCUUUUUUCUUUUUGAAAAGACUAACGGAGAUGAGGUGUGGAUGAACCCGAGAGCGGUUGGAGCACAAUGGAACAAAUAUAAGGACAAUGAACACAGACUGACUUGACAAACACCAGACACUUUUGUUUUUUUUUUGUUUUCUUUUCUUUUCGUUGUUGUUGUUGUUGUUGUGCUCUGAGGCAGACUACAACUGAACUUUUGGGACUUGUCAAAAGAACCCACUCCUCAAAGACUCUGGGUCUUUUCCUCUUUUCCAGUUUCAUGAAAAAAUAACAGAUUUCGUACAAAAAAAAGAUAUAUAAAUAUAUAGAGAAAAAUUAAGGACCUAUUGCGAUCGACAUGUCCAGAACAGGAUGGCAGGUUGAAAUGAGGACAUGUUUUCUGAGCUGAGAUUAGAAAUUGUUGUACUCCUUCACUGUUUGAAUCUUUUUCAUACCCAUCGAGUAUUGAGAAAAAUGCUUUGGUUUCACAUUUGUAUAUUCUAAUUGACGGGGGGAAGAAAAAUAAGAUUAUUUUUUUCCCCUUUCCAGUCCACACGAGCAAACACACAAAUGUGCACAGAAAACAAGUCGCAAUGAUUAUCACCUACUAUUCCAGGUCGGAUUUGUUUUCUUUUUUUUUUUUUUUUUUUUUUUUUUUUU
This is a messenger RNA of Haplochromis burtoni (Burton's mouthbrooder), 7429 nucleotides long. RefSeq names its product retinoic acid receptor, alpha a (gene raraa). Lineage: Eukaryota; Metazoa; Chordata; Actinopteri; Cichliformes; Cichlidae. Gene Ontology annotation, cellular component: transcription regulator complex; nucleus. Bases 5089 to 6456 code for a protein of 455 amino acids. The record is from RefSeq and is a predicted model, not a curated record. Gene Ontology annotation, molecular function: RNA polymerase II cis-regulatory region sequence-specific DNA binding; nuclear glucocorticoid receptor binding; zinc ion binding. Gene Ontology annotation, biological process: retinoic acid receptor signaling pathway; regulation of transcription by RNA polymerase II; cellular response to corticotropin-releasing hormone stimulus. The transcript is spliced from 8 exons.